This is a messenger RNA of Penaeus chinensis, 1677 nucleotides long. RefSeq lists its product as uncharacterized. NCBI's taxonomy places the organism in Eukaryota, Metazoa, Arthropoda, Malacostraca, Decapoda, Penaeidae. The transcript is spliced from 10 exons. The record is from RefSeq and is a predicted model, not a curated record. Gene Ontology annotation, molecular function: hydrolase activity. Bases 2 to 1510 code for a protein of 502 amino acids.
AAUGCCUGGAUCCUCCAGCACGCAGAGCCUGGCGCUCCUCCUUGCCCUCGCAGCGCUGGGCGGGGCAGCCGUGACCGAGCGCGGGCGGGGGUCAAGUCAGGCCUCCCGGAGGGAGGAGCCGAUCGUCCUCCCGCCCAUAACGGACGAAGGGGUCGAGGCCGCCCUCCUCAUCAUCCCCGGCGCCUUCAUCAACGGCGAGUUCUACCAGCCUCUCGGCGAGGCCAUUCAAGCGGCCUCUUCUCUCAAACUAUGGGUCGCCCUCGUCCGCCCCUUCCUCUUCGACCUUCCGAAUCCCAGUGACCUGAUUCCAGACCUUGAUAAUACGUUGCAGACUAUGCGCGACCUUGGGAUGACCACCGACCAGAUUUUCCUUGGGGGUCAUUCUCUCGGAGGCGUUAUUCUACAAGACGCCCAGUGGACGGAGGAGAACGGCGUGAAGGGAUGGGUGCUUAUGGCGUCCUAUUUGCCCGCCGGUGCCCUGGCCAACAUUUCCCUUCCCGUUAUGCACAUCAGCGGGGAUCUCGAUGGACAGGACAGGGUUACUCACGUGAUGAUGACCUUCGAUGAGCUGGAAGACACACUGGAGGAGAACCCAGCCAACGUGUAUACUAAGCCCGUGGUUGUUUUGGAGGACGUCAACCACAUGCACUUCGGGUCUGGGGAACCUCCUGCCGCAGUGGCCGCCAUGGACAUCCUCUCUCCAAUGUCGCAGGAUGAUGCCCAAGCUUUAAUCGCCAGUCACGUAUCAGCUUUCUUGACUAUAGUAACGGGGCAGCCGGAAGCCAAUGUGCCGGAAGCGCAGCAAAUCCUCGACGUGGCCCAUGUGUCCACCUCAAUUAUAAUAAAGCCUCUUCAAUACCUGACGGCGGUGACAGAGGGUGACGGGCUGAGGUCAGAAUGGAGCGAAAGGGGUCAGUGGUUCAUGUCGACCGUGGCGGAAGAGGAUCGUGGAUCCAUGAUGAUAAUGGACACGAUCUACCCAACGACCUCCGAGCUGGCUUCCUCCAAACCCAGCAUCGUCCUGGAUGGCCUCGUCGCCAACGUCACCACCUGCACCCACGUCUACUCCCCUACGAUCGCCGAGGGUAUUGAUGGCCUACUGACGGCGUCGCAAAUGGCCGUCAAGUUCAAGAGCCGCGAGGCAGUGAUGGAGGUUCUGUCGCCUCUCGGGGUUCAUUUCAAGGACGAGAUUUCGUGCAAGGAAGUCAACGAGGCGGCGUUCCAACUGGCCCUCGACUCCGCGUCAGAUAUCGCCCGCCAGAGGUUCUCAUCCCGAGGGCGACCCGUCGUAUUCCACGCGGACGACGUCAAACUCACGGGCUCAGGCUGGCUCGGGGCUCAUCUCGGCUACAACGACACAGAUACUGGCCUCGAGAUAACCUCGCCCUCUCUCCCUACUGCCGUGGACGUGGGAUUUGGCUUGGGCGGGAUGCACUACUGCAAGCUGCUCGCUCCUUCACGCGCCCUCGAGUACAUCAUGGUCGAUAGCCUUAGGGGAACACAACCAUAGGCCUAUCCGAUAAUUCAGGGAUCGGCCUGUACUCAGCCAUAGGCCUGUGUGGAAAUUCAAACCAUAGGCCUAUGCAAAGGUUCAAUUGUAAGCUUGAUAGUAUUUUCGAGGUGUUGCGGGGGACGCCAUGUGCUGAUAUUGUUAAGUUAUUAAUCUAUUUAUAUUUU